AUGUCUAUUUACACAGUUCCUGCGAGAAGCCUCUCUGAGGUGCAGCGUACUACCGAUUUCCAGAAGAAUUCUUCACAAAAUGCCUUCUCCAGCAGCAAGAAGUUUGGGGAGCAGCUGAAAUCAGAGGUAUCAGAGCACAAAAAAGAUAAUCUAGUUUCAUGCUCUCAGAAUAAGGCCAAAGAAGUAAACAGGACUUAUGUGAUUUCUGCCUGUAAAAAAGCUGGUGAUACACCAAUUAAGUUUAAGCCUGAAGAUAAAUCAAUGCUUCAGAGGAAAACAACAGCAAGCAAAGAAUCAGUUUGCAGUGGUAAACAAUUGAGUGAAAAAUCAGCGCGGGAUGCAGAAGAUAUACAAACUGAGCAAAGACUUGCUCUGCAGAGACCUGUGAGGACUGACCCUAUGGAGAAGAAUAAAAUAAAUCAGAAUACUGUGUCUGGAAUAGAAACUAAGGGUUCUGUUGCUGCCCAAAGAAAUUCCAAGACUGUACUCCCACAAAGUACUGGUAGUAAUGAUACCUGUUAUGCUAAACCAAGCUGUAGAUUAGCUGAAGGUCAGUCCAAUAUGAGGAAGCACUCUAAUCUGAGCAGCAAGGAUUCGCUUAGUAAUCUUGAUGGUCUGUCUGAAAAUGAUAGCUGCAUGCAUUUAAAAUAUAGGACACCCACUUCAGAUAAAAAGCUGCAAAAUGAAGUUUCUAGAUCAGCGCAAUGGAUUACCUCAAAAUAUAGUAAUAGGACAUUAGAACAGCUGAAUGAAAAAGGCAAUUUAAGUAAGGUAGCUGGAAAAGAAAGGUUACAAAACUCAACUAUAAAACACAACAGUUUGGAAAGGCCAAGGACACCAAGAAAAGAUACAACAGAAGGAUUGAAGCUUACCCCAAAACAUAGUACUCAGGAUAUGAGAAUUUUUUCAGUAUCUGCUUCAAAGAAGCAAAUAUCUCAUCCUCAAGUUGUAGCAAAAAAGAAAAUGAGUGUCCCCAGCUCUCCCUCUGUCAGUAGAGGUGCGAAAGCAGAGGAGAAUCUAACAUAUGUGCUGGCUUCUAAGGAAGAAGCUGACGCCAAUAGCCCCAAGAAAAAUAUUUUCAAAGCAGAAAACAGCAAAGUGACCGUAGCUGUUCGUGUACGGCCUUUCAGUAACAGAGAGAAAAAUGAAAAUGCUUUCCCUGUGGUCUCCGUGAGUGGGUCAGAGACAGUGGUACAAAACCUGGAUACAAACCAGGUUUACAGCUUCAGCUAUGACUUCUCCUUCUGGUCUUUUGACAAGUGUCACCCAAGCUUUGCAAACCAAGCAGUGAUUUAUAACACUUUGGCAGUGCCACUCCUAGAAAAAGCUUUUGAGGGGUACAACACUUGUCUCUUUGCUUAUGGACAGACUGGUUCUGGAAAAUCAUACACAAUGAUGGGAUUUGAGGAAGAUCGAGGAAUAAUUCCAAGAUUUUGUGAAGAUCUCUUCAGUCGAGUAGCACAAAUGGACAAGCAACAGAUUUUGUUUCAUCUUGAAAUGAGCUAUUUUGAAGUUUACAAUGAGAAAAUUCAUGAUUUGCUUGUAUUUAAAGCUGAAAGUGGACAGAAGAAACAACCUCUCCGUGUAAGAGAACACCCAGUGUUAGGACCGUAUGUGGAAGACCUGACCGUGAAUGUUGUCAGUUCAUAUUCUGAUAUCCAGGGUUGGCUUGAGCUAGGAAAUAAACAGAGAGCAACAGCUGCUACGGGGAUGAAUGACAAGAGCUCUAGGUCUCAUUCAGUCUUCACCCUUGUCAUGACACAAACAAAAGCGGAAUUUGCAGAUGAAGAGCAACGUGAUCGUAGCAUCACCAGUCACAUAAACCUUAUAGAUCUAGCUGGUAGUGAACGCUGCUCAGCAACUCAAACUGUUGGUGAAAGGCUGAAGGAGGGUGUGAGUAUUAAUAAGUCACUGCUAACGCUUGGAAAGGUUAUUUCUGCACUCUCUGAGCAGUCUCAAAAUGGAAAGAAAACAUUCAUUCCUUACCGGGAAUCUGUCCUUACAUGGUUGUUAAAGGAAAGUCUUGGUGGAAAUUCCCGAACUGCUAUGAUAGCCACAGUCAGUCCAGCUGCCAGCAGUAUAGAAGAAACACUCAGCACUCUUCGCUAUGCAAAACAAGCUUGUUCAAUAGUCAACAUUGCUAAAGUAAAUGAAGAUGUGAAUGCCAAAUUAAUCAGAGAACUAAAAGCUGAAAUUGAAAAACUGAAGGCAGCUCAGAAAAGUGCGCAGAAUACUGACCCUGAAAAGAACAGACGUUAUUUGCAAGAAAUAACUUCUCUGAGGAUAAAACUGCACCAACAGGAAAGGGACAUGGCAGAAAUGCAAAGGGCCUGGAAAGAAAAGCUUGAACAAGCAGAAAAAAGGAAAUUAGAAGAAACCAAAGAGUUGCAGAAAGCAGGAAUUGCCUUCAAAAUGGACAAUCGUUUACCUAACCUUGUUAACCUCAAUGAAGAUCCCCAACUUUCUGAGAUGCUGUUGUAUAUGAUCAAGGAGGGAGAAACAACUGUUGGCAAGCAUACACUAAAUUCAAGACAUGAUAUUCAGCUUUCUGGAGCACUAAUUGCUGCUGAUCACUGUACUAUAAAAAAUAUUGAUGGCAAAGUGAGUAUUAUCCCACUGGGAGAAGCAAAGACGUAUGUUAAUGGGAAACAUAUUUCAGACCCAACAGAUCUACAUCAUGGUGAUCGAGUGAUCCUUGGGGGAGACCAUUAUUUCAGGUUUAAUCAUCCAGUAGAGGUUCAGAAAGUCAUAAGGCCAUCUUGUGGCACAACACUUCUGUGUGAUGGUCCAAAAGAUUUUGAAUUUGCAAGAAAUGAGCUUCUUGUUGCACAAAGAACACAGCUUGAAUCAGAAAUAGAAGAGGCACGACUCAAAGCCAAAGAAGAAAUGAUGCAAGGCAUCCAAGUUGCAAAAGAGAUGGCGCAGCAAGAGCUGACAUCACAAAAAGAAGUUUAUGAAAGCAAAAUAAAAUCACUAGAAGCAGAACUGAAAGAAGAAUCUUAUAAGAAGCAAAUGCAAGAACUGAAUAAUAAAAAGGCUGCAAACAAAAUACAAGAGUUGGAAAAAGCAAAGCAAGAUCUUGAGCUAGAAGUAAACUUUAACAGGAAGCGUCUGGAAAUGGAGACAAUAGCUACUAAACAGGCUCUAGCAGAUCAUACUAUUCGUCAUGCAAAGAUACUUGAAGCUCUGGAAGCAGAAAAACAGAAGAUAGCUGAAGAAAUACAAACCCUUCAAAAGAAUCGUGGAAGUGAGAAAAAGACUACAAAAAUUCCUCUUAACUGGAAUUCGCUGAAACUGUCCGUGAUGAUCAAGGAGGCCAAUGCCAUUAGUAAUGAACUGGGGAAAAACACUGUUUUCUGCAGGCAUGACAAAAUUGAUGAUAAAACAGGAACAGCAACUUCUGUUCAGGUACAGGUUCGUAAUACCAAACUGGGAAUUGCAACUUUCUGGAGCUUGGAGAAAUUUGAGUGCAAACUAGCAGCACUGAAAGAACUUUACGAGAAUAAUGAGUGUAACAAAGCUGCUGAUGUAUUUUAUGACCCUACUGAUGAGUGGGAACCUGACCUUUCAGCUGCUUCUGUUUCCUCUUUUUCCAGAAGAAG
Molecule: messenger RNA, 3602 nt
Organism: Tinamus guttatus (white-throated tinamou)
Lineage: Eukaryota; Metazoa; Chordata; Aves; Tinamiformes; Tinamidae
Source: RefSeq, a predicted model, not a curated record